Messenger RNA from Brassica napus (rape), 987 nucleotides. RefSeq lists its product as uncharacterized. The coding region runs from base 1 to 987 and encodes 328 amino acids. Lineage: Eukaryota; Viridiplantae; Streptophyta; Magnoliopsida; Brassicales; Brassicaceae. The transcript has a single exon. The record is from RefSeq and is a predicted model, not a curated record.
AUGGAUCGACACAUUGAUCCAGUUGAUAAUAAUGUUUCGAGAGAGUUUAGCGAAGGUGUUGAAGUUUUUAUCGCCUUUGCCUCGAGUCAAAAUUAUUUCAUGGAGAGAAAAACCUUGCUAUGUCCUUGUGUAAGUUGUGGAAACCGAAAGCAACGUGAUGUAAGAACCGUAUCUCGCCAUCUUUACCGAGUCGGCUUCAAAAGUAAUUAUUAUGUAUGGUCAAGCCAUGGAGAAACCUACUAUGACGUUGGAGAAUCAUCGACGGGAGGUCAAUUUAUGGGAGAUGAAGCAAGAUAUGCAGACGGGCCAUAUGAAGAGAACAUUCUUGGAGGAGACUUUGGGUCAACUGAAAUACCAGAGAAUUUGAUGGAAGAAUCCAAUGAAGAGCAAUAUGAAGAAAGAGUGUUUGAAGCUUUCGAACCCGCUAAUCAACCACUAUAUGAUGGAUGUGUUGAAGGUAUUUCUCAACUAUACUUGGCAUCUCGUUUAAUGAAAGUAAAAACUGAUCAUAAUUUGGCGGAGUCAUGUAUGGAUGAGAUAUCACAAACUUUUAGAGAUGUUUUGCCACAACCAAAUAUAGCUCCUGAGUCAUAUUAUGAGAUGAAGAAGCUGACAAAGUCGCUUGGUCUCCCUGUUGUGAAGAUCAAUAUUUGUGAGGAUAAUUGCAUGUUAUUUUGGAAAGAAGAUCGCGAGCUGUUGGCGUGUCGGUUUUGUGGAAAAGAUAGAUAUCACCAGAAGAACCAUGGAAAGGGGAAAAGGCGUCCAAAACAGAGAAUGUCCUAUUUGCCUAUUACGGAGAGGUUGAAGCGUCUUUACCAACAAGAGGCUACUGCAUCACAAAUGCGAUGGCACGCAGAACAUGAGUCGCCAAAAGGAGAAAUGCACCACCCUUCUGAUGCAGCAGCAUGGAAGCAUUUUAACAAGGUAUAUCCUGAUUUCGCUGCGGAAAGUCGAAAUGUUUAUCUAGGAUUAGCUAGAUGGAUUUAA